Molecule: messenger RNA, 1242 nt
Organism: Pyricularia pennisetigena
Lineage: Eukaryota; Fungi; Ascomycota; Sordariomycetes; Magnaporthales; Pyriculariaceae
Exons: 4
Coding region: 1-1242 (413 amino acids)
Biological process (GO): actin filament bundle assembly; actin cortical patch localization
Cellular component (GO): actin cortical patch
Molecular function (GO): phosphatidylinositol binding; actin filament binding
Source: RefSeq, a predicted model, not a curated record
AUGGGCAUUAACAACCCUCUCCCGUCGUCUAUGGCGUCGGAGUGCAAGAAAUGUGGCAAGAUUUUGGCGUCUUUUAUCGACCCGCGCCAAGCAUAUGGUCCCGACAAGGUCAUACCGCCACACAUUUUGGCAGAGGCUAAGGCAAGUUCUUAUUUCAGCCGCGGGCUCGCCAUCCUCACCGUCAUCAAGGCCGGCUUCGUGGGCAGCGCCCGAUUCGGCAGCGGCCUGGUGAUCGCCCGCCUCCCGGAUGGCUCAUGGAGCGCACCCAGCGCCAUCGCCACGGGUGGCGCCGGCGUGGGCGGCCAGAUUGGCUUCGAGCUGACCGACUUCGUUUUCAUCCUAAACGAUGCCGCUGCCGUCAAGACCUUCAGCCAGAGCGGUAGCCUGACCCUCGGCGGCAACGUCUCCAUCGCCGCCGGGCCUGUCGGCCGCAAUGCCGAGGCCGCCGGUGCUGCCAGUCUGCACAGCGUCGCGGGCAUCUUCAGCUACUCCAAAACAAAGGGUCUGUUCGCCGGCGUUUCGCUCGAGGGCUCCGCUAUCGUCGAGCGCAAGGACGCAAACACCAAGAUGUACGGCCGUCCCGUCACGGCGCGGGAACUACUGACCGGUAGCGAGCGGGCUCCCCCAGCCGCCGCUCCGCUCAUCAACAUCCUUACCUCGCGCGCCUUCAGUGGCGUCGGUCGCAGCGGCUCCUUCAACGACGGCAUGUACAACGAUACCCCACAGUACGACAGCAAUCGCGACAACGUUGUCUGGGAGAGUCGGAGAGGAAGCGCAUACGGGGAAGCAGCAUCAUCUAGAGGUGCGAAAUCAGGGGCCAGCGAGUUUGGCGCGCCGAAGCGGUCCGCGACCUGGCAGCACGAUACUCAUAACAACAACGAUACAUACGAGUCACCUUCCCGGUUCGGCGCAGCCGGAGUGUCAAGGUCGAACACCAUCAACGAUACGAGGACUACGUCAACAUACGGUGCCUCUACUGCUGCUGGUGCUGCUGGGCCUCGUGGCCCAAAACCCCCGGUUGCUCCAAAGCCCAAUUUUGCCAGCAAACCGGCAAUGGUCCAGAAAAACCAGGCUGUAGCCCUCUUUACUUUCGAAGCCGAUCAGCCAGGAGACCUUGGUUUCAAGAAGGGAGAGAUCAUCACAGUGGUCAAGAAAACAGACAGUGAUAACGACUGGUGGACCGGCAUGAUAGGUACCAGGCAUGGUACUUUCCCAAGCAACUAUGUCAAGAUGCAAUCUUGA